CAGACAGUGAGCUGAGAUCGAAGCAGCACUCCAUCGGCAGACCUGAUCCAGACAGCAGAGCUCUGCAGACGAAGCUGAGUGGCUGCAGUUUUCACCGACAUGGAAAGGAUCCACCAGAGAUCAGACUGUGCAUCCAUGAGGAGCGACAAAUCAAUAAAUUUUAUCCCUGACUUUAAAGGAACCCAAGCAUCUGCUGACAAAAAAGCCAAUCAGAAAACCUCAUCUGCUUCCGGUUCCCAGUCUGGCCAGCAGCAUCUAACUGACCUGGAUUCCAUAUUUAUGCGCUUGAAGGACAUGAUUUUCACUUUUGAGAUGAGCGAGCUACAGGAGAUGCAAAAUUAUCUAAAUCUAGAUGCAGAACCCUUAGAGAGUCAGUGCGAAGAUAAGAAGGUGGUAGACAGUGGAGAUAAGAAGCAGAGGAAGAGAUGCAGGGAUGCAUUUUCACACAUUGCACAGCACUUUCUGAGGGAAAUGGGGCAGGAGGAGCUGGCUAACCACCUGCAAAGAAGAAACCCAGAUCCAAGAACUGAGAGUACAUUUAAAUGUAAGCUGAAGACAAAGUUCCAUUGUGUGUUUGAGGGAAUGACUCAACCAGGAAACCGAACUGCUCUGAAUCAGAUCUACAUUGAGCUACACGUCAUAGAAGGAGAGACCGGCGAGGUCAAUGAUGAACAUGAGAUCAGACAGAUUGAAACAGCAAUCAGGAAAUCAAACAGAGCAGAAACAAAAAUCAGACAUGAAAACCUCUUUAAAGCCUCGCAUGGAGGAGACAAACCAAUCAGAGCAGUGCUGACAAAGGGAGUCGCUGGCAUUGGAAAAACAUUCCUAACACAGAAGUUCACUCUGGACUGGGCUGAAGGCAAAACCAACCAGGACAUCCAGUUCAUGUUUCCAUUCACUUUCAGAGAGCUGAAUGUGCUGAAAGAUAAAAAGUUCAGUUUGGUGGAACUUGUUCAUUAUUUUUUUAGGGAAAUCAAGGAAGCAGGAAUCUGCAGAUUUGAAGACUUCAAUGUUGUGUUCAUCUUUGAUGGUCUGGAUGAGUGUCGACUUCCUCUGGACUUCCACAACACUGAGAUCCUGACUGAUGUUACAAAGUCCACAUCAGUGGAUGUGCUGCUGACAAACCUCAUCAGGGGGAAUCUGCUUCCUUCUGCUUACAUCUGGAUAACCACACGACCUGCAGCAGCCAAUCAGAUCCCUGCUGAGUGUAUAGACAUGGUUACAGAGGUCAGAGGGUUCACUAACCCAAAGAAAGAGGAGUACUUCAAGAAAAAAUUUGAAGAUGAGAAGCAGGCCAAUGGCAUAAUUGCCCACAUCAAAAGAUCACGAAGCCUCCACAUCAUGUGCCACAUCCCAGUCUUCUGCUGGAUCACUGCUACAGUUCUGGAAAAAGUAUCAAAUACCAGAGAGGAAAAAAAACUGCCCAAGACCCUGACUGAGAUGUACAUCCGCUUCCUGGUGGUUCAGAAAAAAAUGAAAAACAUCAAGUAUGAUAGAGAAUCUGAGUCAGAUCCACACUGGACUCCAGAGAGCAAGAAGAUGAUUGAGGCUCUGGGGAAACUGGCUUUUGAGCAGCUGCAGAAAGGCAACCUGAUCUUCUAUGAAUCAGAGCUGACAGAGUGUGGCAUCAAUAUCAGAGAGGCCUCAGUGUACUCAGGAGUGUUCACACAGAUCUUUAAAGAAGAGAGAGGGCUCUACCAGGAGAAGGUGUUCUGCUUCAUCCAUCUGAGUGUUCAGGAGUUUCUGGCUGCUCUUCAUGUCCAUCUGACCUUCACCAACUCUGGUGUCAACCUGCUGGAAGAAGAACAAACAGCAUCAGUGCCGACUGAAGAGCCUUCAGUGAGACACUUCUACCAGAGUGCUGUGGACAAGGCCUUAGAGAGUCCAAAUGGACACCUGGACUUGUUCCUCCGGUUCCUCCUGGGUCUUUCACUGCAGACCAAUCAGAAUCUCCUACAAGGCCUCCUGACGCAGACAGGAAGUGGCUUGCAAAUCUAUCAGGAAACAAUCCAGCACAUAAAAAAUAAAAUGAAUGAGAAUCUCUCUCCAGAGAAAAGCAUCAAUCUGCUCCACUGUCUGAAUGAACUGAAUGAUCAAUCUAUAGUAAAGCAGGUCCAACGUUAUCUGAGUUCAGGAAACCUGAGUAUAGUUAAUCUUUCUCCAGCUCAGUGGUCAGCUCUGGUCUUCAUCCUUUCAUCAUCAGAAGAAGAUCUGGAUAAAUUUGACCUUAAGAAAUAUUCAGCUUCAGAGGAGGCUCUACUGAGGCUGCUGCCAGUGAUCAAAGCCUCCAAGAAAGCUCUGCUCAGUGGCUGUAACCUCACAGAUAGAAGCUGUGAAGCUCUGUCCUCAGUUCUCAGUUCCCCGUCCUCUAGACUGACAGAACUGGAUAUGAGCAACAACGACCUGCAGGACUCAGGAGUGGAGCUGCUGUGUGCUGGACUUGGGAGUCCACACUGUAAACUGGAAACCCUCAGAUUGUCAGGCUGUCUGAUCACAGAGAAAGGCUGUAGUUUUCUAGCUUCAGCUUUGAGCACCAACUCCUCUCAUCUGAAGGAGCUGGACUUGAGCUACAAUCAUCCAGGAGACUUGGGAAUAAAAUUGCUGUCUGCUCAACUGGAGGAUCCCCAUUCAAAACUCAAGCUGGAGCCUCAUGGAGUCCAGUGGUUGAGACCAGGUCCAAGGAAAUAUUUCUAUGAUCUGACUCUGGAUCCAAACACAGUGCACAGAAACCUCAAACUGUCUGACAACAACAGGAAGGUGACACGUGUGGAAGAGGAGCAGUCGUAUCCUGAUCAUCCUGAAAGGUUUGAUCACUGGUUUCAGCUGAUGUGCACUAACAGUCUGACUGGUCGCUGUUACUGGGAGGUUGAAUGGAGUGGAGAGGUUCGUAUUGCAGUAGCUUAUGGAGGAAUCAGACGCAAAGGAGACGGAGAUGACAGCUGGUUUGGAAGGACUGAUCAGUCCUGGUGUCUCUCCUGUAAUGAGGAUAGUGGUUACUUUGCAAGUCACAAUUAUAAUUCAAGAGGGAUCACUGUUUCCUCAGCCUGUGACUCUCACAAAGUAGCGGUGUAUGUGGACUAUCCUGCUGGCACUCUGUCCUUCUACAGUGUAUUUUCUGACAAACUGAUGCACCUCCACACCUUCAACACCACAUUCAGUGAAACUCUGUAUGCUGGGUUUAGAGUGAAGUCACUUGGUUCCAGUGUCUGUCUCAGUGUUAACUCAGAAUAGUGAAUUUACUAUGAAGAAAAAAAAAAUCUCAUAUCGGGAGAAAAACGUGUAUGGAUGUAUUUUUUUUUUAACAGAAUGGUGCAGUCUAGCAAAAUCAAGACAUUUGAAAUCUUUUAUAGAAUAUGAUGCUUUACUGUAGAUAGCUGGGAUAUAAAAUAUUUAAAAUAAGCCCAACCAUAACCAUUUAAAGUACAAUUUAAUCCAUAUAACGCUGAUGGGGACCACUAUUCUGCAGAAUAAGUUAUUUUACUUAUGAUAGUUUGCCACUAAUGCACAGUUCUGUUCAGUAAGGUGCUCUAGUAUUACUACUCAAAGCAUGGUUCUAAAAACAUCCUGCACCACUUGUUAUAGUCAGCUAAUGGUAGUUGGCAGUUCGAGCUCUCAGGCAACAUUGUAUUAAAACCUGUCAUGAUUCUGUCAUGGACUGCAUGGACUCAGGAACACUUCCAGAAAUAACUGAACACAGCUCACUGUACCAUCCUCAAAUGCAGGUCAAAGUUCUAUCAUGCAAAGAAGAAGCCACAUGUGAACAUGAUCCAGAAACACUGCCAUCUUCUUUGUCCCAGUGCUCAUUUAAAAGGGACAGAGACAAAGUAGAAAACUGUUCUGUGGUCAGCCGAAUCUAAUUAUUUUUGGAAAACAAAGGAGGAGAGAGAGACCAUUUGGCUGGUUAUCAGCACUCAAAAGUCUCCAUUUAUGAUGGUAUCGGGUACAUGAGUGCCGAUGGAGUUGGGAGUUUGCACAUCUAGGAGGCAAGUCUGUGUGCUGAACUGGCCUACCUUCAGUCCAGACCUUUCACCAGCAGAGCUGGGACAGUUGUCUUCUAUCAGACAAGAAUGGGACAACGUUCCUCUCCCAAAAGUCCAGCAGCUGCUCUCCUCAGUUCAAAGACAUUUUUAGACUGUUGCUAAAAGAAGAGCAGGUGUUACACAGCAGUAAAUAUGGCCCUAUCCAAAAUUCAUGGCCAUCAAAUUCAAAAUGAUCUGAUUCUGGGUUUUUUUCUUCUCAAAAUGGCACAU
Messenger RNA from Archocentrus centrarchus (flier cichlid), 4250 nucleotides. Its product is annotated as protein NLRC3-like. Gene Ontology annotation, molecular function: protein binding. The transcript has 11 exons. The record is from RefSeq and is a predicted model, not a curated record. NCBI's taxonomy places the organism in Eukaryota, Metazoa, Chordata, Actinopteri, Cichliformes, Cichlidae. Bases 100 to 3231 code for a protein of 1043 amino acids.